UCGUUUGUGAGCCGUCGAAUAUAGUCCUUUUCAAACUGCGGUUCGACAGCAACAUGAUAUCAGCGCAACCACCAAAUUAACACCUCGCCGAGUGGUGACAAGGCUUGGGUGAACAGGGUGCGCGAAGAGCUGUAUGCAUAUCAUUGGUCGCAACUACCCAAUUUGGCUCAACCACCAUUCCCACCUUGAUAGCUGCCAGUUACGCGCUUUCCUCAAUGCUUUAGUAGCUUCUGUUGCAGACCCUCAUAGGGCCCAUUCAUAUACAGAAUGGUUGACCUGUCGGGUUGAACUUAGUGCUGAACUCGCACACAAUUUUUUUAGUCGCAGCAUAUAUAAAUUAAUGUUAUCUGCACUUUUUCUUCAUUCUCCAACGACUAUCCAUCCGGCAAAAAUGAAGAUCACAUUGUUCAUCGCCUCGGCCAUUCUGGCUUACGGUGCUGUUGCAGCGCCAGUUCAGUCGUCAUCGCCGCUCGAGAAGAAUUCCCGCGAAAAUCAAAAGCAUGAAAUUGAAGAUCUCCCUCCGAUCUCAACUUUCGUCACACCUAGAGGUUUCAUUGAGCCUAUUCCUGAGUAUCCUCACGAGACAACAAAGACUAGUCUUCCUUUCGACAACCACCCAGACAACUCAGAGAGCUUCCUAGCCAUCGUCGACAAUAUCCCGGGCGAUGAAAUGAAGAGCCAGACCAAAACCACUGUUUCGCCUCAACAUGGCUAUCCCCCAGUUUCCGGCUCCCAUCAUGGGGGUUACCACAAUACAAAUCUUCGCGAUCUGCUGGACAAAAUUGAUUUCAAGGAGUCUGUAUGCAUCGAGAAGCAAGCUCAUGAACGCUUGCAGAAGCACUCCAAGCGUUCUGAUCCCCGAGUCGAAAAAGCCGUCGGGUUACUCAAGAGACUCGAUAUUCUCAACUCCGCCCAGACUUUAGAUGAAAAGAUGGCCGAGAUAAUCAUCGAUGAGCUUGAAUCUUAUCUCAGAACGUACCGCGCCAAGGGCUGGAAGUACGACGCUCCCCACGUCGAAGUCGCCGCUAUCCACAAGGCAGAGGACCACCUCCAUGGUCUCAACCUUACCAGGGAUGCCACCCUGAGGCAUGGCGAGAAGCUGCGGGAUCUCUGUUAUCAGAUUGAUGGUAGCUAUCACAGGAAGGAAGCGUGUGCUAGAGGAAUCAUGGAGAACGGAAUUGUGCGGAAUCUAACGGCAGGGCUGGGGAAGCGAGCGGUCAGUGAAGACACAUCCGGCGAUGUCGCUGCUUCUCAACCUAACCCGGGUGCAUCCCCUUCUCUAACCGGCCAACCCCCGUCUGUCGAAACCUCUGUAUCUCAAUUCGCCUUGGCCUACUGUCCUGGCGAAUCUGAUUGGAAACCCGCGGAACAAUUCUCGGACGUCAGUGAUUGUGCUCGUCUCACUCGGGACGUGAAGACUAGCGAACUCGAGCGUCGACAAGACGACCCAGCUUGGUUUGACAAGUUCAUAUUCCCUGAGUAUGAGAACAGCCUCCCUAAGCGAAAUGAUAGAAGGUGGGAUUUUGAGGGAUCGAUGUCUAUGGAGUUUGAGGAUCCUAAAUCCCAUGAGACUACCGAUGUUGAUCUCGAAGCUAAUUGGUUCUCCGAUUGGAAGCGAGCUCUUGCUCAAGGCAAUGAAGAGUCCCGCACUUCCUCUGCAAAGCAAGACGUAACGCCAGAACUUGCAGACCGGAUCAGGAAUUUAGAGGAUGAGAUAGGAACGGAGAUCACCAAGCCCUUCAAUGAACUCAAGAAUGCUACUGAGAACGCAACGGGUGCUAUUCAAGACGCUGUCGAACGUUUCGCCGUCAGGGUUAAUAAGCACAAUUCCUACUCCUCUGGAAAGCUCAACUUCACUGCCACCUUCGAUCCAUCAAAAUAUUGCAAGAGAGACCUCGCCGAGAGCGUCAAGAAGGCUGAGGACGAGAUUGCUGCCAAAAUCAGGGAAGGGUAUGACCAUAUCACCGCGCCUGUCACUGUGACUAAAAACUGCACCUAUAAUGUCACAGCCGUAGGGUCCAUCCCAGUAAAGCAUAACGCGACGGCCAGGUUCAAUCCAACAUGGCAUUACAAGCGCGGUCUGCCAGAAAGUGUCAGGAAGCUGGAGAACGAGAUCGGCUCCAAGAUCACAGAGCCCUAUAACGAGGUUACCCAGCCACUCACCGAGUUCAAGAACUCCACGGAACGAGGGCUCCACCGUUUAGCUCACAAGGCGGAAAAUCUGACAACUAACCAUCCCUAUGGCAAGGAGGGCUCGCCCGCCAACGAAAACGACGAUCUCGAAAGGAUUUUCGCCGAGCACUACAAAUCUCCAGCCUUUCGUGACUUCCUUCACAGAGUAUUCAACAUAACAUCUGGCAACCGCAACUCCACCAGUUGUCCCUAUGCCGGCUCACACGACAAGAGCGCUACCAACCAUACCUCUUCCUCGUCCUGCGGCGAGGGAACCUGCGGCCGGAUCCACGCCAAAGACUUCAAGCAAUCCGGCAAGCACUUAUCCCCCCGAGAGAGAGCCAAAUACUGUGCAGCCCACAAGUAUGGUACAAACACGCCCGAGUUUGAAUUCAGUCAACAUCACUCAGCGGAGGUGUUUGAUCGUAUGGUGGAUAUCAUGGACAUGAAGCAUAAGGCGUCGAAUCGAUACGAUGAGGAUCGCUUUAUUUCAAAAGCGGAACAGCGUUUGCGGGUCCAGCAACUUAUGUUGGAGUAUGAUGAAGCUGGCUUUGAUCCGAGCACUGCGGUAGCAAAACCGAUCAAGAAGACCCUUUAUUAAUGCUUCAAGUACUCUGCUCCACGGUUGCUGUUGGCGUUCUGGAAAUUGUGAAAGAAUAGUUGGAGGGAGGUAAUGUAACUUGGAUUAACAAAACUGUAUUGUUUAUAUAAACUGUAUUGAGAGAGCAUCUGAGCGCUCCUUACCUAGACUGCAAAUAAAGUAUUUUCGUCAUACAGUACAAGAUUGAUAUUUAUGCUUGAAACGUCGAGGGCCACAGCAAUCUCUUGGUCCAACUUCCGUCUCUCUACACACUUUGCUCACAUUUCAGUAGA
Molecule: messenger RNA, 3045 nt
Organism: Hyaloscypha bicolor E
Lineage: Eukaryota; Fungi; Ascomycota; Leotiomycetes; Helotiales; Hyaloscyphaceae
Exons: 1
Coding region: 134-2773 (879 amino acids)
Source: RefSeq, a predicted model, not a curated record